Brachypodium distachyon (stiff brome) is the source of this 1565-nucleotide messenger RNA. Its product is annotated as probable WRKY transcription factor 70. The coding region runs from base 417 to 1250 and encodes 277 amino acids. Lineage: Eukaryota; Viridiplantae; Streptophyta; Magnoliopsida; Poales; Poaceae. The record is from RefSeq and is a predicted model, not a curated record. Gene Ontology annotation, molecular function: sequence-specific DNA binding; DNA-binding transcription factor activity. The transcript is spliced from 3 exons. Gene Ontology annotation, biological process: regulation of DNA-templated transcription.
UCAGAUUCCCGUAGUUGUAGUGUCAUCCGCUCAGUGCAGUGAGUCCCGUCCACCGAUCAGUGUGCGUCGGGAGCUCGACCUCGUGCGUCCCCACUUGCAAACUAAAGCCCACCUACACAGCCCACAAAGUUUCAAGUGCACGCAUUGCUCGGUAAACCCGUGUAGACCAUACUCUGUCAGUGCCACAAUCUGUACAAGCACCACUACGCCGUGCCUACGUUAGAAGCAUCACGUGGUAGUGCAGGUAAACGCCAAGGCAUCGGCCAAUCUGGCAUGGCCCCCACGCUGCUGGCUCCAGGCAAUGAUAUAUACGGUGGUUUCCUACCCUCAAGCUAGCUAGCUGCUACUCUGGUAGUGUAGUGUUGUUGUUGGUGCGAGCUAGAGAAGGAGUGUGUUUGUGUGUUGCUUGGGUCUAUAUGGCGUGGCCGCCGCCGUUGAUGCAGGUGAUGGAUGACCUCAUCAAGGGGCAGGAGUUCGCGACGCAGCUGCAGGGUCUCCUCCGGGACAACCCCAAAGUCGGGCUUCUCAUGGAUCAGAUCCUGCAAAGAUUUUCCCGCGCCAUUGACGCCGCCAAGGCCGGUGCCGGCGAGUGGUCUUCGGACGUGCAGAGCGAGGUCACCUACGGGGGAAGCGGCGGCGGGAAGAGGAAGUCCGGCGCCGGAGGGGAUAGCAGCAGGGGUGCCUGUCGGAGAAGGACCCAGCAAUCCUCCGUGGUGACGAAAACCAUGAACACCUUGGACGACGGGCAGGCCUGGCGCAAGUACGGCCAGAAGUACAUACACAACUCCAAGCACCCAAGGGCCUAUUUCCGGUGCACGCACAAGUACGACCAGCAGUGCGCGGCGCAGCGGCAGGUGCAGCGAUGCGAAGACGACGACGACGACAAGGACACCUUCAGGGUGACAUACAUCGGCGUGCACACCUGCCGGGACCCCGCCGCCGCUCCGGUUCACGUCACCCGCACAGCCGGCUGCCAUCUCAUCAGCUUCGGGCCCACUCCUACCACGACGACAAGCACCACCACGACCGCCCAGGUGGGGUCCGGCCUGCAGAGCCUCAAGCGGGAGAGCGGCGGCGACCAGGAGGAGGUGCUCAGCAGCAGUACCCCCGCUGCGACGCCGCCGGCACCGGCUUGGCCGGACCUGGGCGACGUCACGUCCGCCCCGCACUGCUGCUACGCUGGCGUUGACUUCUUGGAGGAUUACACGCAAGGUCUUGAGUACAUACUGCCGUUCGAUCUCGAUGGUUGAUCAAUCGGGGUGUGUGUGUGUGGAUCGGGAGGUGCCAAAAGGAAGGAAGGAUCUAAAUAAUGGCUCCACGGAUCAUCUUCGAUCUUCUCGAGCCGCAACCACUACGCGCGCCUAGUUUAGUUUGUACAGUUGUUAUGUGUAAUGAUAUCAGCCAGAAGCUGCGGAUGUGCUCACGCCUAUGUAGAUAGAUUAUGUUAGCCUUAUUAGUCGAUUCGAGGAUUUUAUCUUCCCCAUGAGUGCGUGACUGACAAGUGAAAGCAGAUGGUUUCGUUGUAUUUUCUACCAUAGAUAUGCCACUUGUGCAAAGUUUAGCUA